GAGCCGAGGAGUAGGAGUAGGAAGGAAUGGGAAGAAAGAUGAGAAGAGAGCAGAGAAAAUGGAGCGUUUGAGUCUGUCAUGCUGUCACAUCUGAAGCUAAACGUAUCUUUCCAGUGUCCAGAAAGUAAGACCUCUCUCUGUCUCUCUCGCUCCCUCCUUCCUCCUCUCCCCCUUUCUCCCUCUCUCUCUCUCUCUCCCUCCAUCCUGACAGUCUCUCCCUCUCUCUCCCUCUCUCUCUCUCUCUCUCUCUCUCUCUCUCUCUCCAUCCUGACAGUCUCUCUGUCAGACAGAACGAUGAGGUUUUCCAGUCAACCUGCAGACAGAUGUGGAAGCAGCUGCUGCUCUCACCGCCUGACGACGCUGGACAGAUCAGCCUGGAGCAGCAUGCCAUCUUAACCAGCAGUGAGCUGUCCACCUUGGCCCAUCUCUCCACAGUCCGCUCUCUCCACUUGGUGAAGAUGUAGUCUGUUUGAUCUCUAUGGAGAUGUCUCCAAACACUGUCUCCUCUGUCUCGUUGCCAUGGUCACUGUGGUUGCUGUUCUUUCUGACCCCCGUCACCCAGACAACAAGCUCUGCCCCCUCAUCUGAAACGUCGCUGCUGGUCAACACCACGCUGCUGUUUGACAGCGACGCCCCGGGCAACAACCUGCGGAACUGCAGCUGCACCACCCCCGUCCGGGACUGCGACGAGGCUCUGGCCAACUCGCUGUGCAGAUGCCACACCGUUUUGCGCUCCGCUCUGCCCACUGCUGGGCUCAGAGAGCCUGGACCACUCACCGUGUGGGUAAAGGAGCUCUGGGUCCUGGAGGAGCUGCUGAACAGGAGCACGGUUGGCCAUUUGCAGUUGUCUUUUUGUGGAGUAAAGCCAAUGGAAAGUCAGUACCUGGCUCUGCUAGGUCUGCAGACCCUCAAGAUCCACAGUGCAGCACCAGAAGCUCCCUACCCCAACCAGGAAAUUACAAUCUCCCCAGCAGCAGGGGUUGCAGUGGAGCUAGAGGCCCUCUCCUUUGACUUCUCCUCUUCCUUCAAUGUGACCUUCCUGGAUAUAACAGUUCUCAAUGGCCUCUCUGCCCUGAAGGCAUAUAGUGUGGUUGGACCAGCUGCUCACACCCUCUCCCAGCAGUUCCCCCACCUGGCCUUGCCCCUUUCUCUGGCUCUCCCACCCUCUGCUACUUCUGAUCACCCUACGGAGCCCAGUGAGCAGGCUGCAGAGCCUCCGCACAAUCACAAUCUGCUUUUUACUUUUGUCUACUAACAACUAGCUCCCGUUCAUGGACAUGGUCAGGUUUGCAGUACAAAUGACAAACAAUGCACAGGAGUUAUGUACAACACAGCUGGAUGGUUUUUUCGUUCUCCUUUUGCACAGGAAAAGUAGGACAUGUGGAUUAUAAUAACCUUUUGUAUGACUGGCUGCUGUACUGUCAGUCUGGCCCAAAGGUGGCUUUGAACAGAGAGGCUGACAUCUCUCUCACGCUGAUGCUUUUUCUUAAAGGAGACUAUUGACUUCAGAACUGUUA
Molecule: messenger RNA, 1517 nt
Organism: Sander lucioperca (pikeperch)
Lineage: Eukaryota; Metazoa; Chordata; Actinopteri; Perciformes; Percidae
Exons: 2
Coding region: 479-1255 (258 amino acids)
Source: RefSeq, a predicted model, not a curated record